Culex pipiens pallens (northern house mosquito) is the source of this 540-nucleotide messenger RNA. RefSeq names its product cytochrome c oxidase subunit 6B1-like. The record is from RefSeq and is a predicted model, not a curated record. Gene Ontology annotation, cellular component: respiratory chain complex IV; mitochondrion. The transcript has 2 exons. NCBI's taxonomy places the organism in Eukaryota, Metazoa, Arthropoda, Insecta, Diptera, Culicidae. The coding region runs from base 157 to 411 and encodes 84 amino acids.
ACGAAGUUUUUGACAGCUGUCUCGAAAAGAGAAGAUCGCAGCAAUCCGCCAUCUUUACAUCAGCAGCAGUCGUAACGAGCGCAGCAAAGUGUGGUGUCCGUGCAAAUUUUUCCUCUUGUGACUUGUGCCCCCCAGGAAUCAGCACCGUAAACGACGAUGUCCGAGAACGUAGCAGCCCUGGCCGAGGUCGGCGUCAAGACGGCCCCGUGGGACCCGCGCUUCCCGAACUCGAACCAGACCAAGUACUGCUUCCAGAGCUACCUGGACUUCCACCGGUGCGAGAAGAUCAAGGGCGAGGGCGCGGACGUGUGCCAGUACUUUAAGAAUGUCUUCUCCGACAUUUGCCCGAACGGGUGGAUCGAGAAGUGGGACGGGCAGCGCGCCGACGGCAACUUCCCCGGCAAGAUCUAAGGCGACUGCGCGGCGGCGGGCGGACCUUUGUACAUUCUUGGAGAGGCGUGUGGCGAGCGAGCAUUUGAAGCGGAAGCUAAACAAACAGCAAAAUAAAGCUAAAUAGAAGAUAGUACCGUUGGAAAAUGA